GGAAGACGAAGAGGCCACAUGGGGUGCUCUACGGUGGCCGAGAGGACGCUGCUGGUAUGCUAACGAGUCAAGAAGCACCCCUGAGAGGUGUGGGAAGUAGCUCUCAAAUCCAACUCCCCGAGUCUCGAGGAACGUGACCGACAACCGUCACCAUGGUGAAGGAGCAGUUCCGAGAGACGGAUGUGGCUAAGAAAAUAAGCCACAUCUGUUUUGGAAUGAAGUCACCUGAGGAGAUGCGCCAGCAGGCACACAUCCAGGUUGUGAGUAAGAAUCUGUACAGCCAGGACAACCACCAUGCCCCCUUGCUGUACGGGGUGCUUGACCAUAGGAUGGGUACCAGUGAGAAGGACCGGCCUUGUGAGACCUGUGGGAAAAACCUGGCCGACUGUCUGGGCCACUACGGCUACAUUGACUUGGAAUUGCCAUGUUUUCACGUGGGCUACUUCAGAGCAGUUAUAGGCAUCUUACAGAUGAUCUGCAAGGCUUGCUGCCACAUCAUGCUGUCCCAGGAGGAGAAAAAGCAGUUUCUGGAUUAUCUAAAGAAGCCCGGCCUGACCUACCUCCAGAAGCGAGGGCUGAAGAAGAAAAUCUCUGACAAGUGCCGAAAGAAAAACGUCUGCCAUCACUGUGGUGCUUUUAAUGGUACUGUAAAGAAAUGUGGAUUACUGAAGAUAAUUCAUGAGAAAUACAAGACCAACAAAAAAGUAGUGGAUCCUAUUGUAUCAAAUUUCCUUCAGUCCUUUGAAACAGCCAUCGAGCAUAACAAAGAAGUAGAGCCGCUGCUGGGAAGGGCACAGGAAAACUUGAAUCCCUUAGUAGUUCUGAAUUUAUUUAAACAAAUCCCAGCUGAAGAUGUCCCUCUACUUCUGAUGAACCCAGAAGCUGGAAAGCCCUCCGAUUUGAUUCUCACACGACUUCUAGUGCCCCCGUUGUGUAUCAGACCUUCUGUCGUGAGUGAUUUGAAGUCAGGCACCAAUGAAGAUGAUCUGACAAUGAAAUUGACAGAAAUCAUUUUCCUAAAUGAUGUCAUUAAAAAGCAUCGGAUAUCAGGAGCUAAGACCCAGAUGAUCAUGGAAGACUGGGAUUUCUUACAGCUGCAGUGUGCCCUCUACAUUAACAGCGAGCUCUCAGGCAUACCCCUCAACAUGGCACCUAAGAAAUGGACCAGGGGUUUCGUCCAGCGCCUGAAGGGGAAACAGGGUCGAUUCAGAGGCAAUCUCUCAGGAAAGAGAGUGGAUUUUUCUGGCAGAACAGUCAUCUCACCUGACCCCAACCUCCGGAUUGAUGAGGUAGCUGUGCCAGUUCAUGUGGCCAAAAUUCUAACUUUUCCUGAGAAGGUGAACAAAGCAAACAUCAGCUUUCUGAGGAAACUGGUCCGUAAUGGCCCUGAAGUUCACCCUGGAGCCAAUUUCAUUCAGCAGAGACAUACACAGAUGAAAAGGUUUUUGAAAUACGGAAAUAGGGAAAAGAUGGCUCAGGAGCUCAAGUACGGGGACAUUGUAGAAAGACACCUCAUAGAUGGAGAUGUGGUGCUGUUCAAUCGGCAGCCCUCGCUGCACAAGUUGAGCAUUAUGGCGCAUCUGGCCAGGGUCAAGCCCCACCGGACCUUUAGAUUUAAUGAGUGUGUCUGUACACCCUACAAUGCGGAUUUUGAUGGCGAUGAAAUGAACCUUCAUCUUCCUCAAACAGAAGAAGCUAAAGCAGAGGCCCUUGUUCUGAUGGGGACUAAAGCAAAUCUUGUAACCCCAAGGAAUGGAGAACCACUAAUUGCUGCUAUUCAGGAUUUUCUAACAGGUGCCUAUCUCCUCACUCUUAAGGACACUUUCUUUGACCGAGCCAAGGCUUGCCAAAUCAUUGCUUCCAUAUUGGUUGGCAAGGAUGAGAAAAUUAAAGUUCGCCUCCCACCACCCACCAUAUUAAAGCCUGUCACCCUGUGGACGGGAAAGCAGAUCUUCAGUGUCAUCCUCAGACCUAGUGAUGACAACCCAGUGAGGGCCAACCUCCGAACCAAGGGCAAGCAGUACUGUGGCAAAGGAGAAGAUCUCUGUGUCAAUGACUCCUAUGUUACUAUCCAGAACAGCAAUUUGAUGAGUGGCAGCAUGGACAAAGGAACACUGGGAUCAGGAUCCAAAAACAAUAUUUUUUACAUUUUGCUGCGAGACUGGGGGCAGAAUGAAGCUGCCGAUGCAAUGUCACGGCUUGCAAGGCUAGCUCCUGUCUACCUCUCAAACCGUGGAUUCUCAAUUGGGAUUGGUGAUGUCACACCUGGCCAAGGGCUGCUAAAGGCCAAGUACGAGUUGCUGAAUGCUGGCUACAAAAAAUGUGAUGAGUACAUCGAAGCCCUAAACACAGGCAAGCUGCAGCAGCAGCCUGGUUGCACUGCAGAAGAGACUCUGGAGGCUUUGAUCCUCAAGGAGCUGUCUGUGAUCCGCGAUCACGCUGGCACUGCCUGCCUCCGAGAGCUGGAUAAGAGCAACAGCCCCCUCACCAUGGCUCUGUGUGGCUCUAAAGGUUCCUUCAUUAACAUAUCACAGAUGAUUGCCUGUGUGGGACAGCAAGCCAUCAGUGGCUCUCGAGUGCCAGAUGGCUUUGAAAACAGGUCCUUGCCUCACUUUGAAAAACACUCAAAGCUCCCAGCUGCCAAAGGCUUUGUGGCUAAUAGCUUUUAUUCCGGUUUGACACCAACCGAGUUUUUCUUCCACACAAUGGCUGGCCGGGAAGGUCUAGUCGACACAGCUGUAAAGACAGCUGAAACAGGAUAUAUGCAGAGAAGGCUUGUGAAGUCCCUUGAAGAUCUUUGUUCACAAUAUGACUUGACAGUCCGAAGCUCUACAGGUGAUAUUAUCCAGUUCAUUUAUGGGGGAGAUGGCUUGGAUCCUGCAGCUAUGGAGGGAAAAGAUGAACCUUUGGAGUUUAAAAGGGUUCUGGACAACAUCAAAGUAAGAUUUAGCAUUAUAUCUGAGCCUGCCUUGGAGUCAAGAAACAAGACUCUCACCCACGAAGUGCUCUGAAAAUAAACAACUGAUGCUUGCUGUGUAAUCUUUCAGGAAAUAAAAAAAUUCAUUAAAGGGGUUUCAGAGAAGAUAAAGAAAACCAGAGAUAAGUACGGCAUCAAUGAUAACGGCACAACAGAGCCCCGAGUGUUGUACCAGUUGGACCGGAUCACCCCCACCCAAAUAGAAAAGUUCCUGGAGACCUGUAGGGACAAGUAUAUGAGGGCACAGAUGGAGCCAGGUUCUGCAGUGGGUGCACUCUGUGCCCAGAGCAUUGGGGAGCCAGGCACCCAAAUGACCCUGAAGACUUUCCAUUUUGCAGGUGUAGCCUCUAUGAACAUCACCCUUGGUGUGCCCCGAAUCAAAGAGAUCAUCAAUGCUUCCAAGGCUAUCAGCACUCCAAUCAUCACAGCACAGCUAGACAAGGAUGACGAUGCAGAUUACGCUCGCCUGGUGAAAGGGAGAAUUGAGAAAACCCUCUUGGGAGAGAUUUCAGAGUAUAUUGAAGAAGUGUUUCUUCCUGAUGAUUGCUUUAUUCUCGUCAAGCUCUCCCUGGAACGGAUCAGACUUCUGAGACUGGAAGUGAAUGCUGAGACGGUGCGAUAUUCCAUCUGCAUGUCCAAGCUCCGUGUGAAGCCCGGGGAUGUGGCCGUUCACGGCGAGGCCGUGGUGUGUGUCACCCCCAGAGAGAACAGCAAAAGCUCCAUGUACUAUGUGCUCCAGUUCCUGAAAGAGGAUCUCCCCAAGGUGGUUGUGCAAGGCAUCCCAGAAGUGUCCAGAGCUGUUAUCCACAUCGACGAGCAGAGUGGAAAGGAGAAGUACAAGCUCCUGGUGGAGGGUGAUAACCUACGGGCAGUCAUGGCCACCCACGGCGUGAAGGGCACCCGAACCACCUCCAAUAACACAUACGAGGUGGAGAAAACUCUGGGCAUCGAAGCUGCCCGGACAACUAUCAUCAAUGAAAUCCAGUACACGAUGGUGAACCACGGCAUGAGCAUCGACAGGAGGCAUGUGAUGCUGCUUUCUGACCUGAUGACCUACAAGGGUGAAGUCCUGGGCAUAACUAGGUUUGGUCUGGCCAAGAUGAAGGAGAGUGUGCUCAUGCUGGCCUCGUUUGAGAAGACAGCUGACCAUCUGUUUGACGCUGCCUACUUUGGGCAGAAGGACUCCGUCUGUGGGGUGUCCGAGUGCAUCAUCAUGGGGAUCCCCAUGAACAUUGGGACUGGGCUGUUCAAGCUGCUCCACAAGGCCGAUAGGGACCCAAGCCCUCCCAGGAGGCCCCUGAUCUUCGAUACAAACGAGUUCCACAUCCCUCUUGUCACGUAGUUCAGGGAAGAGGGCACCAUUCCUGACCUCGGCUCUUGGUCCUGUCUGGAAAGGGGUUCAAGGCCAGCAGCUGACUCAAGAGCUUUGUAUUCCCUGGGACAGAGACUCUAAUGUUGCCAUCAUGCCAGCAUGAUGGCAGUCAGAGAAGGCCUCCAGCGUCCCCGGGAGCUGUUCAUCCAGUAACCUGAUCUCUCUGCAGCGCCUGGUUGGGAGAACUGAGGUUUGUCUGUCUGUUUGAAACCUAAUUGAUCUACGGACAGCGCAGCACCUUCUGCCCAUUCUGCCUUCCUGGACUUAGAGGGAGGCCCCAACUAGGCAUUUUUGCUCAUUCCCACCUCACCCUUCCAUCCAUCAGCUCCCAGGGGUAGCUCACCCUGAUGACCACGAGCCAGGGCAAGGGCACUUUCCAGGUUUUUCCGUUCAUCAGGUCAUGCUGGAAAGCAAUGUGACAUACUCAUGUAAAUAUUCUUAUUAUUUAUUUGUUCAGUUUAAAGGAUUUGGAGUGUCUAUUGGGUUUUGUUUUUUGUUUGGUUUUUUUUUUUUUGGUUUUACUUCUGGAAGCCAAGAAGCUGUAGAAACCAAGAAAGCUAGCAUUGGAACAUAACUGGAGAAACUGGCUAAACAAAUGGCACCAUCUAGGAUUUGUACCAGGGCUGAAACCAUAGUGAAGCCCAGGCUGCUCUGAAACAUCUUUUACAGAUGCCCCUGGCCACCCUGUUGUUUUGUCUACUUCCAACCCCAUGGAGGGACUCUCCCUUGUGACAAGAGUCAAACCCAUUCUUCAUGGCCUGUAGAAGCUUUACCGUAGUUUGGGGCCUGCUGAGAUGGGGACUACCGGUGUACGCAGAGAUGAUGAUGAGGCUGGCUCAGGCCCCCGUCUCUGCCUGGGUGGCAUCCACACCCCUCCCUAGGUCUCUGCGUGCAUGCCCUGCCUCCCUCAGCCAGAGAGCACACGGGGGAGGUGCAGAGCUGGCGGUCUGAAAAGUACCUUGGGGGCAGCAGUGGGAGAGAGCCCUCCUGAGUACAGACAGGCACCAGUUGUAAGGGGUGAAAGAGCCUCAGGGAGGAUACCCACAUGGGCGUGGGGGUGUCAGCUAGAGCUGGGUGUGCCCCCAGUUGGCAACAGCGGGCUCCUCAAAGAGUCUCCUGUGACAAUAGAAAGCGCAUGUCAGGCUGUAAGGAGAGGACCAGCAGCACCCUGCAGGAGAACCCGUGUUCAGUCAUCUCCUUGGGCUUCUGCCAAUGACUGCACCCUCACUGGUGGUUUUUUUCAAAGCUGGUGAGGGGUUUUGUGCGACAUAGGAAAAAAUGUACACAGCAUGUUUCUAGAGAGCAGAAGAGUUUUGCUUCUGGAGACAGUGGUUGGUUGUGCCGAUUUCCCUCCAUAGGCUUGGCCCAUGGCCAUGGCCAUGGAGAAGAAAUGGUGAUGGCUAUAGCUCUACUCCCUCUGGAGAAUGUUCUGCAGAGCCUGUCCUCCCCUCCCUGCCCUGAGCCUUGUCCAUUGUUCUGGCUCUUCCUCCCCAAGGGGCCUUAGAACACCAAGGCUGCUUAGUUGAGAGUGAUAAGACAGUGAAAAGUGGGGCUUAGACUCUACUUUCUGGCUCCAUGCACUUAAGAAGGUCUACUUCUGAAAUGAAACAGCCAAUUUAUCUCAUUGCUUCAAGCCUCUGGAAGAAACCACAGCCCAAACCAAAGAGGUAUGAGGUGAUUAUUGAGUUAAAAGAUGGCUUAGGUGAUUAAAGAAAUGAGGUAUGGUAAAAGAAAAAUCAGGAGGCUCAAAGAACUCAAGUAGUAGUUUAUAGAAUUAUACUUACAUUCUUUAAACAUUCUGUAAUUUCCCAAGUUCUGAGUUAAUGCUGUUAAGGUGCUUAGUAUAACAGUAGGUCUUUGGGUUUGUGUUAGAAUGAGUGCUGCUUUUCCCAUACUGAUAUGAUUCCUAAUUCAGAAUUCUUUACCUGAUUUAUUUUUGGUUUAAAAUUGCAUUAAAAUUAGUUUGGCUCUGUGGUCUCCCUACACCCAUAAAA
Manis javanica (Malayan pangolin) is the source of this 6343-nucleotide messenger RNA. Lineage: Eukaryota; Metazoa; Chordata; Mammalia; Pholidota; Manidae. The record is from RefSeq and is a predicted model, not a curated record.